AGGAAUUGCUACAUGCAGGAUUAUCUGGGGAAAAACCUGAGGCUCACUUUGGUCCUUUCCGGUAAUUGAGUCCGACUAGGCACCGGGGGAGUGGGAGGAGAGAGCUUCCCUUCAUAAAUGGUCCCACCCCUGGGCAAGGUGGCUCACUCUGGCAGGUGGAAACGGGGAAGGGUGCGUCUGCCACUAGUCAAGCUCAGCCAGACUGUGAGAAGAGGCCAGGCGGAGUCAGCCAAGGGACUGAGCAAACCAUGGACAAAUUGAAGUGCCCCAGCUUCUUGAAGUGCAAGGGGAAGGAGAAAGUAACAGCGUCAUCUGAGAAUUUCCAUGUUGAUGAAGGUGAUGAGAAUCAGGAUCGUGGAAACUGGUCCAAAAAAUCAGAUUAUCUCCUCUCUAUGAUUGGAUAUGCAGUGGGAUUGGGAAAUGUGUGGCGAUUCCCAUAUCUCACCUAUACAAAUGGCGGAGGUGCUUUCUUAAUACCUUAUACAAUUAUGCUAGCAUUGGCUGGUUUACCUUUGUUCUUCCUAGAGUGUUCACUGGGGCAAUUUGCUAGCUUAGGUCCUGUUUCAGUUUGGAGGAUUCUGCCAUUAUUUCAAGGUGUGGGAAUCACAAUGGUCCUGAUAUCCAUCUUUGUGACAAUAUAUUACAAUGUCAUAAUUGCCUAUAGUCUUUACUACAUGUUUGCUUCUUUUCAAAGUGAACUACCAUGGAAAUAUUGUUCUUCUUGGUCAGACCGAAACUGUAGCAGAUCCCCAAUAGUAACUCACUGUAAUGUGAGUACAGGAGGAGAGUUCAUCCAAGUGAAUAUAAGCUGGGUAGAUGCCAACAACUUUACUUGCAUUAAUGGCAGUGAAAUUUAUCAGCCAGGACAGCUUCCCAGUGAACAGUAUUGGGAUAAAGUGGCACUUCAACGGUCUAGUGGAAUGGAUGAAACUGGAGUAAUUGUGUGGUAUCUAGCACUUUGUCUUCUUCUGGCUUGGCUCAUAGUUGGAGCAGCACUAUUUAAAGGAAUUAAGUCUUCUGGCAAGGUGGUAUAUUUUACAGCCAUUUUCCCUUAUUUUGUCCUACUUAUCUUGUUAAUACGAGGUGCAACUCUGGAGGGUGCAUCAAAAGGCAUUUCAUACUAUAUUGGAACACAGUCAAAUUUCACAAAACUUAAGGAAGCUGAGGUUUGGAAAGAUGCAGCAACUCAGAUAUUUUAUUCCCUUUCGGUGGCUUGGGGUGGCUUAGUUGCUCUGUCAUCAUACAAUAAGUUCAAUAACAACUGCUAUUCUGAUGCCAUUGUAGUUUGUUUGACAAAUUGCCUCACUAGUGUGUUUGCUGGAUUUGCUAUUUUUUCUAUUUUGGGACACAUGGCUCAUAUAUCUGGACAAGAAGUCUCUCAAGUUGUAAAAUCAGGCUUCGAUUUGGCGUUCAUUGCCUACCCAGAGGCUCUAGCCCAACUUCCAGGUGGUCCAUUUUGGUCCAUAUUGUUUUUCUUCAUGCUUUUAACUCUGGGUCUCGAUUCUCAGUUUGCAACAAUUGAAACAAUUACAACAACAAUUCAAGAUCUAUUUCCCAGUGCAAUGAAGAAAAUGAGAGUUCCAAUAACUUUGGGUUGCUGCUUGGUUUUGUUUCUCCUGGGUCUUGUCUGUGUGACUCAGGCUGGAAUUUACUGGGUUCAUCUAAUUGACCACUUCUGUGCUGGAUGGGGCAUUUUGAUUGCAGCUAUACUGGAAAUAAUAGGAAUCAUCUGGAUUUAUGGAGGGAACAGAUUCAUUGAAGAUAUAGAAAUGAUGCUUGGAGCAAAGAGGUGGAUAUUCUGGCUAUGGUGGAGAGCUUGCUGGUUUGUCAUUACGCCGAUCCUGUUGACGGCAAUUUUUAUAUGGUCACUGGUGACAUUUCAUAGACCUGAAUAUGCUCAAAUUCCUUACCCUGAUUGGGGAGUUGCUCUAGGCUGGUGCAUGAUUAUUUUCUGCAUUAUUUGGAUUCCAAUUGUGGCUAUUGUCAAACUAGUUCAAGCUAAAGGAAACAUCCUUCAACGUAUUGUAAGCUGCUGCAGACCAGCUUCUAACUGGGGUCCAUACCUGGAAAAACAUCGUGGAGAGAGAUAUAAAGACAUGGCACAGACUGAGAAAGAGACUGACCAUGAAAUACCAACUAUUAGUGGCAGUAGAAAACCAGAAUGAGAUCUCAUUUUAAAACAUGAUUGUUGCAUAAUGUGAUUUUUUAGAGGAGGGAAAUUUUUAUUUAUUUGUAUGUUAAUUGAGUAGAAAAAUAUGUGCUAUGUUCACAAUAGAGUGAUGUGUAUUUUUCUCACACAAGACUGUAAUAUAAAAUGUGAAUCUAUUAAUGCUUAGCAAUAUGCUUAUAUUUGUUUUAAGAUUACCUAUUUGUGUAAUACAUACCUACUAGACUGUUUUACAAUGACAUUUUGUAAAUAGUACCACCAUGUUUUUGUAAUACAUUGAAAGCUUUACUUUGUACCAAUUUGACAGAAGUUCUAUUAUUUUCUAUUUUUGUAAAUGUAAGGAUAGUACUUGCUUCUGCUUUCUUAAUAUACAAACUUACCUUUUCAUCAGAUGGGGAUGGAAAUCAGUCAGUAAAAAAGAAAAUGUUUCAAACUAAAGACCUCACUUAAUUAGAAAUAUAUGUGGAAAUAUACUGUAUGAAGACUGUAGUCUAAUGUUUUAAUGCAAAAAUAUUUAAAACUUUGUGAAUUUAUUAGGACUCAUCUUUUUAUGUGAACUUGCUCACCAUGUUUUAAAUUUACAAAUAGUGAAAUAAGACAGAAAAGUAACUAUCCUAUGAUUACUAAGGGCUAAACCUAGAAAAUGUAAUACCAAAGUUUGAAUACUUUUUUUUUUGCAUACUACCUUUCAUCCUUUGGUUGUAUUUGGGAGUAAAGUAUAGCUCAUAAUUUCUAUUGUGUUUCACGAAAAUUAUGAAUAGUUCUCAGGAGUAUUCUCAGAGUAUAAGGUUUAAUUGCACAUAGGAUGUGGAUUCAAAUGUUAAUUAUAAAAUGACUUUAAUCAAAUCUAGCAUUUUAUGAUAGUGAUAUAUGCCUAAGAGAUCAAGGAGAAUGAUUUUGUCUCAUGUGAAUAAGUUAUUGCAUAUGAAUGGCAGUGAUUUGCAUACUAAUAGAAAGUAAGGUUGUCAAACUUGUCAAGAAUGAAAAUUUUAUGUUUUAUUUUCUUGAUUAUGUGUCAUAGAAAAUUGGUUUAAAGAGCACAGCUUGGGAUAGUAAACAUUACCUAAAUAUAUAAGGAACAUUUCAGCAACUCUUCAGGUUCUUCAGCAAGGCUUCUGGAAUAAUUAUAUGUGAUAUUUCCUGUGUGCAGGUGAAUAUCCUUUUAUUAUUUUUUAGGGAGAGUCCAUUGUUUUCAUCAAAAUAUCAAAAGAAUCUGUGAUUCAAAAAGUAUAAGAAUCAAUCACAUAAACUACCUUUAGCUUUUGGUACUUGGUAAUAGAGGUGACAACAAUAGCAAGAAUAUUUUUCAGCAACACUUUCAAUUCCAUUUCUUCUUAUUUGUAAAUGAAUAUUAGAGCAAGGAAUUAAGGUAUUUCUUUAAUUUAUGGUUGUAAUUUAUUUUCAGGGGCAAGGGUGUCAAGAAUGAUAAAUAAGUAUUCUUGAUCAACCUCAGAUGCUAUGUAUAUACAGAUAUUAGGAAUUCAUUUAAUAGUUUUAGUGUUUUCAAGUACUAUUAGUGAACUUCAAGAGAAUAAUUCCAUAUACAUACUGGAUUUUAUAAACUAUUGAUUGACCUCUAUGACUGAGUACAGUGUAGAAAUUUUUUUUUAAAUUUUAAUCCAAGUGGAGAUGUGGCUCAAGUGGUAGAAUGCCAGUCCUGAGCUAAAAAGUCAAGGGAGAGUGUGAAGCCCUGAGUUCAAGCCCCAGUUCAGACACACAAGUACUUUAAUUUUACUCAAACACGUUAGACUCAUUCUAUCACUGUAUUUUGGUGCUAUUUUAAAUGUCAGAUUUUCUCCAAUUUAAAAAAAAAAACAUGUUUUUCCUUAUUGUGACUCUUACAAUUCCAAGAUUUGGGUAUGUGUUUAAUGAAAGAAUAGCUGAUUGAGUAAAGUGGGAUAAAGGGAUAAAAAGAGGAAAUAAUAUCCAAUGCUUAGCACAAAGAAUAGUUAAGGAUUGUCACUAUCUUCAAAUUGUGAACAGCAUAUGUUAGAGUGUGUGAUAUAUUGUAGGGUGUCUAGUAAGCUCUAUUCCCAUUACACAGGUUCAGCAAUAGCAAGGAACAAUAUUCUGUGACGUUUCAAAUAACUUUACCUAACUUAAUACAAACUUGAAAAUGACUGGUAUUUUAUACUGUACACAAUUAAAGAAAUCUGUUUUAUCAAAUUUCAAAGAAAUUAUAAUCACUUUUACUGCAGCGUGCAAGAAAAAAGAAAACGCUUCCUUUUAAACUGUUUUUCUUCACCAUUAAAAUAUAUAUUACCAAGUAUUUGUAAUCAAUUCAUUAAAAUAAACAAGCCCAUAAAUAUUUAAAACGGUAUCUAACUUUACAUCUUCUCCAUUUUAAAUAAUUCAUUUGGAAUAAACA
Molecule: messenger RNA, 4535 nt
Organism: Dipodomys ordii (Ord's kangaroo rat)
Lineage: Eukaryota; Metazoa; Chordata; Mammalia; Rodentia; Heteromyidae
Gene: Slc6a14
Product: solute carrier family 6 (amino acid transporter), member 14
Exons: 14
Coding region: 249-2165 (638 amino acids)
Biological process (GO): sodium ion transmembrane transport
Cellular component (GO): membrane
Molecular function (GO): L-proline transmembrane transporter activity
Source: RefSeq, a predicted model, not a curated record